UUAGCCCGGCCUACCGAGGCCCAGCUCCACUCUUUGCAUCUCCCGCUGGGCUAAACCCUAGCAACGAAGCGUAUCCCCUCCUACCGUCGUCUCCUCCUCCGUUCGCCGUCUCCUCCCCCAACUCGCGCGCCGGCGGCGAGCAAGCGAAGCGGAGUCCCCGUGUAGCUCCCGGUUUGGAUCGACCCCGGCGGCGGCGGCAGGGAUGGCGCUGAGGGGCGUUUGGCAGCUGCAGAAGCUCGUGGUGAACUACUGCGAUUGGGGAGGGAGCAGCAGGGGGAUCAGGGCUUUUAUGGAGGCGCAUCUUCCAGCUUUUAAGGAAAAGAACCCCCACUUAGAGGUGGUGACAGAGUUAGUCCGUGGACAGCAUCCUAACCUGAAGGGCAUUUACAAAAAUCAUAAUGAGCGAGUUGUUUGUGUCCGAAAUUUAGCGCCCGAGGACAUACUAUUGCAAGCUACCAGGCUAAGGAAUUCUCUGGGCAGGAAAGUGGUGAAGCUGAGAACCAGACACGUAACAAAGCGCCCCAGUGUUCAGGGAACAUGGACGACAGAACUGAAGAUGUGAUCAUGUGAGUUGACCAGUUGGGUUCUCAGACAAGCUGCUGAUGUUCUUUGAUGUCGUGAUUGCAGAACUGUUUUCAUAUGCGUGUCAAGAAUUAGUCAGUGCAGCUAUUCGACUCACCUUUUUUUAGUGAUUACAGUUCAACUUUGUCUUUUUGUUUCGUCCGGUAUCUGAUAAUAACAUGCAAACUUGGGUGUUCCUUGUUGUCGUCCGCCUGUCAAAUCCUAGUCAGGGAAUCUGUCUUCCA
Molecule: messenger RNA, 806 nt
Organism: Oryza sativa Japonica Group (Japanese rice)
Lineage: Eukaryota; Viridiplantae; Streptophyta; Magnoliopsida; Poales; Poaceae
Product: large ribosomal subunit protein mL43
Biological process (GO): mitochondrial translation
Cellular component (GO): mitochondrial large ribosomal subunit
Molecular function (GO): structural constituent of ribosome
Source: RefSeq, a predicted model, not a curated record